Molecule: messenger RNA, 1507 nt
Organism: Astrephomene gubernaculifera
Lineage: Eukaryota; Viridiplantae; Chlorophyta; Chlorophyceae; Chlamydomonadales; Astrephomenaceae
Source: the annotation of a GenBank genome assembly
CUAACUUCUAUCUGCCAGCGCAUUAAACUUGACCCAAAACAAUUUAGUGUCUGGAAUCAACGGCUCUCCUUAUGCCUUGCAAUGGCAGUUGGAGCCGAUGCUCAGCUACGACCAGCUUGCCAUCGUCCUGCUUGCAUACCGCACGGCCUACAGCAUUCAAGUAUUGAAAUUUAUAGGAGUCAACUUAACUCGUUACGGAAAACUUAUGCUCAAACACCAUUAUCGCGGCCUCGUGCGGCCAGCUGUUGUUGCUCUACCACAAGCAAAAAGCAUGAUCCACAACUUACUCCUAAAAUUCAAGGGCAACCGGCUAAGAUAUGGGGAAAGUCGGUCAUAGCUCCCACUCGGACGCCCCAAAAUCCACCUCCGGACCCUCCCAAUGGCGAUGGUAACAACGACAGCCCAACGUGGGGCGUUUUCGACCUUUCGCGAUACUCAGACCGCUGGGAGGUACCUUGGGGUCCCAGACUCGUUGCUGGUGGCAUGGCGUUGUGGUUCGGCAGCUUCAUUGGAGUAGGGUUCGUACUGGUGCCGCAGCUCUACCGAGCCGCGGGCAUCUCGCUCUCCGACCUGUCUCCCGAGGACCGCGCCACCUUCACACUCGUCUGCCAGGCGGUGGAGACGGUCGUCAGUCUGGGCCUGGUGCGUGCGCUCACCGCCGGACCUCUCUCCCGCUCCGGUGCCGCCUCCGCAGCCCAGCAGGGGCUGUUCGUGUACGACCCGCGACGCCCCUUCGCCAAGCCGCGCGGCUGGGCGUUCUGGGGUGUGCUUGGGCUGCUGGCGGCGCCGGUGGCAGUGCAGGGGGUGGCGGCGCUGCUGGCGGCGGUGGGGUACGACCGCGCGGUGGGCGGGGGCGGCACGGUGGACGGUGUGGCGGGUAUGAUUGAGCUGGAUCUGCCCACCUACCUGGCGCUGCUGGGGGUGACGGGGGGGCUGGCGCCGCUGCUGGAGGAAACUGUGUUCCGCGGCUUCCUGCUCACCUCGCUCACCCGCUUCAUGCCCACCUGGGCCGCUGUGGUGGCCUCCUCCGUGUCCUUCGGCCUGGCGCACCUGUCCGCCCGAGACCUGCCGGUGCUGAGCGCCCUGGGGCUGCUGCUGGGCUGGUCCUACGUGCGCUCGCGCAACCUGCUCACGCCCAUCCUCAUCCACGGAGUCUGGAACUCUGCGGUGCUGACGCUGCUGUUCUUCCUGGCGGCGGAGGGAGUGGACGUGCAGCAGCUGCUGUCGGAUAUGCGCGACGCGGUGGGGGGCUGAGGGUAGGCGGCUGUGUGCUAACUGGAGCGGCGGGUGUUCUCCCCACACGUGCUUUCGAGAGAGGAGUGCGCUGGAGUUUGUACAGGGUAGCUGCUUUGUGAGAGGGAGCCGGAGAGGAACUAAACCAUUUUGAGAGGGAGAGGGAGCGAUUGCCCCUGCGGACAUGUAUGCAGAUGCUAUCCUCCGGACUGUGGGGACAUUCGGUGGCAUUUCUUGCAUGGGGUCGCGUGAGUUUUGAGGAAAAUGGCGUGUG